CCCACCUCAUCCGACACUUCGCACUGCAUUUCAUUUUCUCACCACUUUAACACUUUCAAGACUCCCUAAAGAAACGACCAUGCUCCUAAACGCCACAACUGCAAUCUCAACCCCCAAAGUCCUGCUAGUGCCGUACUCAAAAUGGCACGUCCCGCGGUAUCACGAGUGGAUGAAAGACGAGGAAAUCCAACAAGCAACGGCUUCAGAGCCACUAAGUCUAGACGAGGAAUAUGCCAUGCAGCAGUCGUGGCGGAAUGAUGCGGAUAAACUCACUUUUAUCAUGUGUCGUCCUGCCGGAGGGAACAACAGCACCGCCACUACUACUAGUGGUAACCAGGGUGAACAGGGAUCAAGCCUAACAGACGAGGAUGAUGGUUCCGCGCGCAUGAUCGGGGACAUCAACCUCUUCCUGAGAGUCGACGAUGGGGACGAGGGCGUUGAAACGCCCAAAAUCAUUGGCGAGAUUGAGCUGAUGGUUGCUGAGAAGAAGGACCAAGGGAGAGGGUUUGGGAGGGCUGCGUUGCUGGCAUUUUUGAGGUAUGUGCUUGAACGGGAGGGGGAGGUGGUGGGGGAGUUUGUGAGGGGGGAUGAGGGGGCACGUAAAGCGUUGGGCGAUGUGAGGGAGAUGAAGUUUGUCGCGUUGAGUGUUAAGAUUGGGCAAGGGAAUGAGCGGAGUUUGAAGCUUUUUGAGAGUCUGGGGUUUAAAAGGGUUGGCGAGGAGCCGAAUUAUUUUGGGGAGUGGGAGUUGAGGAGGACAGAAUUGAGGAGCGAGGAGGUUGAUGGGUAUAGGGAGGUGGACUAUACUAGAACUGCAUAGAUUUGAUUUAUAUAGAACUACCACAACUGCACGAAUGACACGAAUUUUCUCCACCGAGGCAUA
Messenger RNA from Aspergillus versicolor CBS 583.65, 880 nucleotides. RefSeq lists its product as uncharacterized. Bases 80 to 817 code for a protein of 245 amino acids. Gene Ontology annotation, biological process: protein acetylation. The transcript is spliced from 3 exons. Gene Ontology annotation, molecular function: N-acetyltransferase activity. Lineage: Eukaryota; Fungi; Ascomycota; Eurotiomycetes; Eurotiales; Aspergillaceae. The record is from RefSeq and is a predicted model, not a curated record.